AUGGAACAACCAUUUUCUGCAACACUAUUAUCAAUACCACAAUUAAAAUUAAAAAACACAAGCCGGAUAUUUCUGCGAAAACCAAAAACGAUUCCCGAAGAACUAUGCAAAAUAUUUUUCACAUCCCUCGAAUCAUACGAAAGCGAGAACAAAAUUGUUCAACAUCUCCGUGACUUCAUCAGCAUAAAUAAAAAGCGUAUAUCGUCAACCGAUGAAUUCGUCGAAACGAUAAAAAGAUUCGCCAAAACAAAAUACAAAUAUCGACCGAUACUUGCAAUCUUUUAUCGAUAUCGCAUUUGUGUGGACGAAAUCAAUGACGUUGAAGCUUUUUAUUGGUACGAUAUGUGGAAUCGGGCAAAGCAAGAUUCCCAUUCACAGAAUGCAUUGGGGGUGUGCUAUCGAGACGCGAUUGGAACUAAACAAAAUUUUUAUUUAGCGUUUCUGUAUUUUCAGAAAGCUGCGGAAUAUAGAAAUCCUAAAGCGCAAUUGAAUUUGGCAAAUUGUUAUCUUAACGCUCAAGGGACAUUACUGGAUUUAUCGAAAUAUCUUUGUUGGUGUGAGAAAUCUGCGAAAUCUGGGUAUUCUGAAGGUCAAUUCCAAUACGCCAAUUUUCAUCGGGACGAUUUAUCAACACCUAAUCAUUACACUAAAGCUUUUCAUUGGUACGAAAAAGCCGCGAAACAAGGUCACAUAAAGGCUACAGUUCAACUUGGAAUAUGUUAUUCAUCCAAUCUAUGCGUCGAAAUAAAUCACGAAAAAGCAUUAGCCUGCUACAAAAUAUCCGCAGCAUCUCAUGACUCUGAAGCACAAGUCCUUCUUGCAAAAGCGUACAAUAGCGGAAAUGGAACACUUCGAGAUGUGAAAUCAGCCUUCGAGUGGUAUCGAAAAGCUGCCGACGCCGGGAACUUGACCGGAAUUUAUAAUGUUGGACAUUGCUAUCAUACAGGAGCCGGUACUCGUCGAGACGUCAAUGAGGCGUUUCGAUGUUUUCGUAAAUCAGUUGAAGAAGGCGAAAAAGAAGAAUGGAUUGCUUUUGCACAGUAUGCCAUGGGAAAUUGUUUUCAUUAUGGUUGGGGAACGAAAAAAGAUUUACAUUUGGCUGCUAAGUGGUAUCGAUUGGCUAUUGACAAUGGAAAUAAGUAUGCGUCAAAGCAGUUGUGGUUUGUUUUUACGGGACGAUGA
Ambispora gerdemannii is the source of this 1182-nucleotide messenger RNA. NCBI's taxonomy places the organism in Eukaryota, Fungi, Glomeromycota, Glomeromycetes, Archaeosporales, Ambisporaceae. The record is from the annotation of a GenBank genome assembly.